Molecule: messenger RNA, 1005 nt
Organism: Nezara viridula (southern green stink bug)
Lineage: Eukaryota; Metazoa; Arthropoda; Insecta; Hemiptera; Pentatomidae
Source: the annotation of a GenBank genome assembly
AUGGAACGUAAAUGUUUCUGUAUCAAGCUUCCACGGACGGAUGUUAUGCACACUAUUUUAGCGAUUGUCUUUACUAUAGCUUAUAUUGUUGUGGCAGCUUUUGAAUCGCAGAACCACGUGGAUAAUAUAAAAAUGAAUGUAAAUGCAUACUUCUCAUUUGGGCAUUACACCGAUAUCAUCACGGCUUCCUUCCCCGCUAUUUCGAAUUUAUGUCUUUUGAUAAAAAGAAAUAAGCUCUCUAAAGUUGCACAAGACAUCAUUAACAUAAAUGAAUCUUCCGGAAUGCAAGGGACUUCAUGCAACAGUAAGAAGUGGCACUGCGUCUUUGUGCUGGUUUUGCUCCUGGAAUAUUUGUACGAACUCGGAAACGAGGGGUUUAUCAUGUUGUUGACUCCAUCGGAUUAUACAUUUUAUCCCUCGAUAUUUCUGAUUUGGCUCGUUCUGCGGCAGUUCGCAGACCGCUUUUCUAUUCUCAGAUUCUAUUAUGGACAGCUUUUAGAUCUCUUGAACAUCCCAUGGGUUGAUAAAGAGAAGUUGGUCAAGUAUCAUGAGGUGCUCGGAUGCUGCAGUACAACGCUGUGGGAGUGUUACGCUCUGCAGAUGACUAUUUUCGUCGUCUUCAGUUUUGUACUUUCUGUGAGUUAUCUUUACUUGGUGAUAGAUUCGUACUUAAGAAGUGGUACGUUGACGGCCUACCAUUACGUUUAUUUGUUUUGGCCGAUUAUGUAUUGUUUCUUCAUCUGGCUCAUAGUGUAUUCAUGUGCAGAAACAAAAAAUAUGGCAAAGAAAUUUGAUAAGAAGUUAAGCCAGUUGAUAAUGAAUGAUGUCACAAACAAACUUAUAAAUAACAAAAGGAUCAUGCACCACUAUAAAGUGAAGUUCAAAGAUUUUUCCGCUAUGGGAUUUUUCAAUUUCGACUACCCUCUACUCUUUUCGAUGGUUUCCACUGCUACUACCUACAUUGUAAUUUUAGUCCAAUUUUCUGGAAGAGAUGAUUCCCAAUGA